Messenger RNA from Ziziphus jujuba (common jujube), 1035 nucleotides. RefSeq names its product replication protein A 70 kDa DNA-binding subunit D-like. The transcript has 7 exons. Lineage: Eukaryota; Viridiplantae; Streptophyta; Magnoliopsida; Rosales; Rhamnaceae. The record is from RefSeq and is a predicted model, not a curated record. Bases 1 to 1035 code for a protein of 344 amino acids.
AUGGAUACUUUGAUGCUCACCAUGUGGAACCAAUUUGUGAACAAUGAAUGUAUCUCGCUUUCAACCAAAUCCUCCAGUUCAUUUGUUAUUGAAUCGGAGAUACCACAAGCAGCUGCUUUAUCAAUUUGGUAUAAUGCUAAUGCUGAAAAAGCCAUGGACAUAAUAUGUGGAAGGAUUGGUCUUGAGACAAAGUCACUGUCUACACUUCCUUCUGUUGAGGACAUCAUUACCAUUAAGAUGAUAGAUAAUCAACUUAAUACGGGGAGAAGCUUUUGGAUCAAUGGUCACAUCAAAGUGACAAAUUUGAUUCAACCUUUUUGGUACUUAAGCUGUGAAAAAUGCACAAAAGCAACUAGAUAUGAAUUUGAACAGAGGUUUAACUGCUUGUAUUGCAGACAUGAUCAAGUUAAAGCUAUGCCAAGGUGCCGAGUCAUUGUUGAUUUGAUAGAUGAGUCUUCAUCAUUGAAUGCUACAUUGUUCGGAAAUCAAGCUGAAAAAUUUCUUGGUUGCACUGCAUAUGAGUUGAUGAAUAAAUCUGAUGGGGAUUCUGUUAAAGAUAUUGAAAAAAUUGCCACAUUAUCCAGUAGUUAUAAGCUUCUAAUUCAAGUUAAAGCAUCUAAACAUGAAUAUCGUGAUAUUACAAGAUGGAAAUACACAAUCCUUUCUGUUUGUGAUACUAUUUCAAAAGAAAUCAACACAUUAACACAAACAGAUACUUCAAAUGAUGCUGAAGUUAGUCAAGUUUUAGAAAUUGUUGAAGAGCAAAGUGGAAAAUCAUUAGGCAUAACUGAAUUGAGAGAUAUAUCUGGAAGUGUUGACAAUGCUAAGAUAGAGCAAAUGAGCAAUGAAGAUAAAGUCCUAGCUGAUUUGGUUUCAAAGCCUACUGCAAGAAACAAUGCAACUAAGAAACUAAAGCUGAUGAUUUCCAAAAGUGCAGGUGAGGCAGAUCCAAUAGCGCUGAAUCUUGAAAGUUCUCAUUUACAAUUUGGUGAAGGGAGUAGGAAGCAGUUUGCCGAGCUUAAAGACAAUGCUUAA